AUGUCUAGCACAAUCGACCAUGUGGGCAUCCACGCCCCCAAGGAUCAGUUUGAGAGCAUCAUCGACUGGUACAAGAAGGCUUUGGCCCCGCUGAACUACAGGGAAUUGAUGCGCUUCCCAGGAGCUGUCGGACUCGGCUCUGAACAUCCAGAUUUCUGGAUCUCAGAGACCAACGAGCAGUGCAGUGGCUUCCACUUUGCUUUUAUAGCGCGUGACCAUGCUACGGUUGACGCUUUUCACCAGGCUGCUGUAGCAGCUGGAGGAAAGUGCAAUGGCGCUCCUGGAAUUCGAGCAGAGUAUCAUCCGGAGUACUAUGGGGCUUUUGUGUUGGAUCCACUGGGCAACAAUGUGGAGGUGGUGAAUCACGGCGAUAUCUUCAAGAAAAAUGAUGCUGAAUAA
Molecule: messenger RNA, 399 nt
Organism: Aspergillus fischeri NRRL 181
Lineage: Eukaryota; Fungi; Ascomycota; Eurotiomycetes; Eurotiales; Aspergillaceae
Exons: 3
Coding region: 1-399 (132 amino acids)
Source: RefSeq, a predicted model, not a curated record